This is a messenger RNA of Lindgomyces ingoldianus, 3189 nucleotides long. RefSeq lists its product as uncharacterized. The record is from RefSeq and is a predicted model, not a curated record. The transcript has a single exon. The coding region runs from base 45 to 2900 and encodes 951 amino acids. NCBI's taxonomy places the organism in Eukaryota, Fungi, Ascomycota, Dothideomycetes, Pleosporales, Lindgomycetaceae.
UUCAGGACCGCAUCGGGGGAAAGACCUCCAACUGAAUCAUCAUCAUGACUUCGUUUGUGCCUCCAAUUAUCUCUCCUGUCCUGAAAGAAGCAGCCGAGCUUAAAAUUGAGGAGCUCAACCGUGUGAAAACGUCCUUUAAGAGCCGUUAUUAUGCCAACCCUAACAUUCUCGCCGCUGGGCCGGAUACGCUCAAGCGAGUAGACGCUCUCCUCGAAGAGAUCAAAAAGCUCGACCCAUAUCUUGAGAACGACGACGAUCUUGCAAGGCUAGCCCGCUACGUCGAGCAGGGAAAGAACGACCGCUCCAUUUCACAAGCCAAGCUUCAGAAGCUUGAGAAGCAGCUGUUGGAUAAGUUGGCCAUUCAUGCUCACCGGCUCGAUGUCUCGUCUCUGCACGUCGAUCUACUGAGAGAAGCCAUGUACCCGAACGACUCCCCUGAAGCAGUCUCCGCAAAGUUGGAGAAGGCCACAAUGGAAGAUGAAUUCGAAUUCCUCGAGGAGGGCGAGCUCGAAACGGCUUUCGAGAAAUUUGAGAAGAAUACGUUCGCAUCAAAGCAGGUCGAUGUCGAAGCUCUCGAGAAGUAUCUGUCCGGCCUGUUCCAAGAUAACGGAGGUAAUCAAGCCCUCGAAAGACUCCGUGAGGACAUUGGAGACUAUGGAGACGAUGUUAUGAACGGACCAGACGAACUAGACGAUGAGACGCUCGAGUGGUGCAUUAACGAUUUAAUUCAUAAUGGCUUACUCAGCGAUGAGAGGAGGAAAACUCUUCAAGGCUACUUACAGUCACCUAUAGUUCUUCGUGAACUAAAAAGCACUCUCAACGCGAAAUCGAUCCGGCAUUGGACAUGGCGGAACGUAGACAAAGGAUUACCAGUCACUGCUCGCAAGAAUUCGGAAGGAAAUUACUGCAUCACUGUGGAAGAGGAGAUCAUCGAUAUGCUCUUUCUCCAUACUCUUGCAAUUGGGUGGAGCUGCAAGCUCAGGGGCUCUCUUAAAGAUUUGGUCUCAAAUCCCUGUGUCUGGGUUCGCAGCAUUGGGCCAUUACCUAGUGAGAUGAACAAACGCGAAUAUUAUCUGCUCCCAACCAAGGUGCCUAAGAGGGCGCCAGCGCCGAGGCCAUCUGUUUGUACAGUGUGCCAUCCUCCACCCCCACCUCCUGGUCCUCCCCCACCACCGAUGAACUAUGGACCACCUCCGCAAAUUAUUUGCCCUCCGCCCCCGCCGCCUCCUUUCCUGAAAGCAAAGAAGAAAAAGAAGAAUAGCAGCUAUCCCCCCCCGCCGCCCUUCCCUAUGUACGGCCAAAUCCUUAAUGAGGAACGAUACAGGAACUUUUCGAAACAUUUCUUCCUUACUCGUCUCCCCGACCGCGAUGGGAGUACGCUAGGUGUCACCCCUGUUCAAGAGACUCAGUCGGAAUUGAUCAAGCACUUGGCAACCGAACUCAAAGUACGCGAAGCACUUUAUGGCGACGUAAACAUCUUCUCGACAAACUUUGAAUCUUUUGGCUCGUCUCUGCCGCACCAGACGAUCCUCGCCCUCCUGAAGUUCAUUGGCGUGCCAAAGCUCUGGCUUGAAGUCUUCACUCGUUUCCUUGAGGCGCCCUUGAACAUGGGUCCCGUAGUCCGAGGGACUUCAGACCAGAUAUUGACCCGCACUUGCGGCGUACCUGUCUCCCACGGCAUGGAGCUGUUCUUCGGUGAACUCACUCUCUUCUUCCUUGACUUUGCCAUCCACCAAAAAACUGGUGCAUACCUGUAUCGUCUUCGUGACAGAUGCUAUUUCGUUGGCAAGUCUGAGCAAUGCAAAAUGGCUGAAGAGGCCUUCUUCAAAUUUGAAACUGUCACGGGACUGAGGUCGGGUCCGAGUGGCUUGAUGUACGGCGCCAAGGUUGGCUUCCUUGAUUUCCCUCCGGUCAAUCAUGCCCCUGUCACCAUCAACAUUGAUAAUCACAAAGUUGAGGCAUAUGCUCGUCGGGUCAAGAAGCAAUUGACAGCCUGCACCACUGUCGUUGAUUGGAUUCGUACUUGGAACAGCACUAUUGGUACUUAUGCAGAUGACAAGUUUGGUCCUCUUGCGAACGUCUUUGGAAAACAUCAUCUUGAUGCCGUUAUGGGAGCAUAUAAUCGCAUCCAUGAGAUAAUCUUCGAAAGAAGCAACCUCACCGAUCAUGUCAAACAACUCCUUUCUAGACAUAUCCGCCCAACUCUCCAAGACCCACCGUUCGCUCUCGAACCGCUCAUUUUCCUGCCUACAGCCUAUGGCGGUCUCGGCGUCAAGAACCCAUACAUCACAUUGAACCUCGCAAAGUCUAUUGCGGAGAACCCAGGGGAGGGACUCAACGAAUACAUCAAAUCAGAGGAUGAAUACUACAACAAGGCCAAGGAGACGUUUACUGGCCUGAAGGCUGAUGCACGCGACCGCAAACUGAAUGUCAUCUUUGGUGAUGAUAAAGAGCGCAUAGCUUUUUGCUUGGGCGACAGGGACCCCUCUGUCUUCAUGUCUAAAGAUGAGCUCACUGCCCAUCGGGAGGAUUUUCCUUAUCCUACCCUCCCGCACCACACUUUCCCCUCUCCGGUCCCCUUCACCUACACGCCAACACCUGCGAUUACUCCAGUGUACAACUCGCUUCUAGAUGAGCCAAGAGAUGAAAUCAACCCAAGUGAGCGGAUUGAUGAUGAGACUAGAAGACUGAGCGGAAGAGACGGCAUGAAGAAUUGGUGGAGGAUGUGUGGGGAGGACAGGUGGGUGGUGGAGCUGUAUGGGGAGGAGUGUUUUGAAAGGUAUGGUGGUUUGGAGCUCUGGCAUGGAGAUUAUGUGCCAUUAGAGGUGGUGAAGAUGGUGCGGGGAGAAGAUGGAGAUGUGGAUGAUGAUGGGAGUACGAGUUCUUAUAGUCUCCCCUGAAGCGGAUGAGAAUGGCUUGAGGGCUUUAGCUGGCAAGCUAGUUGACUAGCACUUCCGUUUUCUCCUUUCACUUCCUUUGGUAACGUUUCUUUGUUAAUUUGGAAUACGUUAUUGCACUCUCAUUUCUCUCCUAUCGUCAAGAAGAAUGUUGUCACGAUCAUUAUGAAGCUACGGUUUUUUAAUUAAACAGUAUUCUAUCUCAAAUUUGUGCCUACUGAGGUCAUUCCUGCUCACACGUUUUGGCUGCUGAUACUUCCUACCUACUACUUCAACCUUUGUAAUUGCAUGA